Drosophila albomicans is the source of this 1401-nucleotide messenger RNA. RefSeq names its product 2-oxoisovalerate dehydrogenase subunit beta, mitochondrial (gene BckdhB). Gene Ontology annotation, molecular function: catalytic activity. The record is from RefSeq and is a predicted model, not a curated record. Gene Ontology annotation, biological process: branched-chain amino acid catabolic process; response to nutrient. NCBI's taxonomy places the organism in Eukaryota, Metazoa, Arthropoda, Insecta, Diptera, Drosophilidae.
CGAUGUGGCAACGCCUCAACAUCUGAUCGUGCAGUCGCACUGUUGCGUAACAGUGAUAACAACUCUUAUUUUGGUUUAAUAUCCUUGCUGUAAACUUAAAUAACUGCAAUUAUGAAAGUCUCGACACUUGCCCGCGGCUUGUUUAGCGCCAUUAAGACGAACACCGCAUCCCUGACCCGCUCACAUUUCACAUAUUACCCCACAAAACUGUCGUCUGAUGGCUCCACUGGCAACGCGCAAAAAAUGAACAUGUUCCAAGCCAUAAAUAAUGCUAUGGACUUGGCCCUCGAAGAAGACAAAUCGGCAUUGUUGUUUGGAGAAGACGUCGGAUUCGGUGGCGUUUUUCGUUGUUCAAUCAAUCUGAGGGAUAAAUAUGGCAAGGAUCGGGUUUUCAAUACCCCAUUGUGCGAGCAAGGAAUUGCAGGUUUUGCAAUUGGCGUGGCAAACACAGGCGCCACAGCAAUAGCUGAGAUCCAAUUCGCCGAUUACAUUUUCCCAAGUUUCGAUCAAAUUGUGAACGAGGCUGCCAAAUAUCGUUAUCGAAGUGGCGGUCUAUUUGAUUGCGGUUCAUUGACGUUCCGUGUGCCUUGUGGAGCUGUUGGCCAUGCCUUAUAUCACUCGCAAAGUCCCGAAGCGUACUUUGCUCAUACCCCUGGACUGCGUGUUGUGAUUCCUCGCGGUCCUAUCAAGGCCAAGGGCCUGUUGUUGGCUUGUAUUCGUGAUCCGAAUCCCUGUAUUGUGUUUGAGCCGAAAACUUUGUAUCGCGCUGCUGUUGAAGAAGUGCCCACGGCUUCAUAUGCUUCUGAGUUGGACAAAGCGGACAUUUUGCGCGAGGGAAAAGAUGUCACGCUUAUCGGCUGGGGCACUCAGAUCCAUGUACUAUUGGAGGUUGCAGACAUCGCCAAGAAGCAAUUAAACAUUGACUGCGAAGUCAUUGAUUUAGUGUCCAUCUUACCGUGGGAUACGAAAACAGUUUGCAAUUCUGCCAGCAAAACUGGUCGUGUAGUUAUUGCCCAUGAAGCGCCAUUUACCCAAGGAUUUGGAUCUGAGCUGGCCGCCUACAUACAGGAGAAAUGUUUCUUGCGUCUGGAGGCGCCCGUCAAGCGUGUCACCGGUUGGGACACACCUUUUCCUCAUGUCUUUGAGCCUUUCUACUUGCCGGACAAGCAUCGCUGUCUUGCUGCUGUCAAGGAGAUUGUCAACUAUUGAUUGAUGUAAUGCAAUAGCAAUACUAAAAAUCUAUUCGAAACGGAUGCAUUUAUUUACCGAACUUUGCUUUAAAUAUUCUCUAAGUUUAUCUAUUUUGUUGUGCCUGCAUGUUGUCUAUAAUAAUUUCUUGUUUUUCUAUAUGUUAAGACGACACUCCAGCAUAGCUGAAUAAUAAAUAUUAAACAUUUAAAA